Molecule: messenger RNA, 1206 nt
Organism: Morone saxatilis (striped sea-bass)
Lineage: Eukaryota; Metazoa; Chordata; Actinopteri; Moronidae
Product: smu-2 suppressor of mec-8 and unc-52 protein-like
Exons: 3
Coding region: 147-881 (244 amino acids)
Biological process (GO): positive regulation of DNA-templated transcription
Cellular component (GO): nuclear body
Source: RefSeq, a predicted model, not a curated record
ACUGGUACCUUAUAGUCCGUGCCUACCCGUGCUUUCACCAUUUCCACUGUAAAGCUAGUGCAACACAGCUACUUCUCACCCUAUUCAGCGGGAGUGUAUGCGGACCUCAAGCGGGCCAUCUCGGUGCUAUAAGGCGGGCCCCCACAAUGUCCACUAACAGUCGCCAGUAUUGGUCUAUGAGUGAAACUAAGGCCUUGCUAAACAUAUGGGCUGACGAGACUGUGCAGCAAAAAAUGGAGGGCGUUUGUCGUAACGAAGAAGUCAUUCAGUUCAUGGUAGAGGAGUUGGCAAAGUUAGGUAUUCAGCGCACAACCACCCAAGUAAGGGAGAAACUAAAAAAGAUGAGACAUUCCUAUAAGACUGUCAAGAGUGAUGGACGAAAGACUUUUCCCUUUUUUGACUUAAUGGACAGUGUACUCGGACGACGAAGAGGGGCAGAGGGUCAGCUGGGGACCAGUGAAAGUCCCAAAUGCAUUAAUGCACCUUUGGCCCAGUUAGGAGAUAAAUCACACUCUACAGAAAGCAGUGGGACCUCAGCCAUGAGAAAGGGUAAUCAUCCUGGAUUUCAUAGGGUCAGAUCUCAGACUCAUAAACGGAGAGCUGACAGUGACACUACAAAAGAGUUUCUCAGUGCAAUGACGGAGAGCCACAGACAGUGGCUGGAGAGGGAGCAGGAGCAGAGGAGGGAGGAGUGGGAGAGGGAAUCUAAGCUGAGGCACGAGGAGAUGCGGCAGGAGCUGACUUUACGCCGAGAGGAAGCAGAAAGGGAGGAGAGGCUGAGGCGUGAGGAGAUGGAGGCUCGAAGCAAAGACAGUGAGCUGCUGACCUCUUGCUUAAUGCAAAUUGCAAAGCUUAUUUCAAAGGACUCUGCGGCUUUGUAAGGACAUAGACCUUAGGCUGUUUUGUGACUGAACAUUUUUGAUGGCUAUGAAUGUAUUUGUUUUUAUUUUGUAACUACAGACACAUUCUAAUCCUGCAACAGAAUAGUAGCAAAGGACUGGUGGUAUUUUAUUAGCCUUUAUUCUAAACACUACUGCAUGGCUUUACUUGACAUGUAUUUUAUCUUUAAAAACAAAGAAAAGCAUAGUAUUUAUAUAUUUACAUAUUAUGUAUUUUAUCUCUGUAAAAGCAUUUAUGUAACUGUUGUGACUAACAGCUUGUGUUCUAGUUCAUUUUAUAAAUGAGUCAUUCAAUGCACAGCCCACA